AUUAUCCAAAACUGAUAUGAUAAUCCAAAUGAAUAUCUCUAGCCGAAACACCGCUUUGGAAAGGGUUUUAGCUUUAGGGGGUGGAACAAAAGAAGAGGUUUAGGAAUGAUAGGAUAAACUUAUCACCUCUGAGUUUGCCGCCCUUGUUCUCCAUUUCAAUUCGCCUUCCAUCAUUUUCUCACUGAGGCGGAGAACAGUUCUGGGUAGCCUUUACCACUGCAGUUUCUUGAGCUUUUAUGAAACUGUUAUAUAACAUUUAGCAAAGAUUCUUGAAGAUGCCGACAAUAGUUUCAUCACGUUUGCUUUUUCUUAUUGGAGAAUCCUCACCAUUUGGGAGAUUGUUCAAUGUUUCCAGGAACGCUUGUUACCACAGAAAUGUACGUUUUCUGAGUAGGUUCAGCCAUGAUGAUGGCCCUCUCACCCUUGCUAGCCUUGGGUUUAGAAAUAGAGCUGAAACAAGUAAAAAGAGCGAAGUUGAUGGACUUGGCCUCCUGAAUUCUGCAAAUGAAGUGUCUAAAAAGAAAACAAAGUUGGUACGUGUUAAGGAGCCAGUAAGAAAGAAGGCAAUUGAGAUAGAGGGGGCUCCACUCUCUGCUCAGUCAUUUCCUGAACUUGGGCUUCCUGCGUUGUUGUUAAAGAGAUUAGAAGAGGAAGGUUUUACCAUUCCUACUGAUGUCCAAUCAACUGCUGUUCCAACAAUUCUGAAAGGACAUGAUGUGGUGAUUCAAUCAUAUACUGGUUCUGGGAAAACUCUUGCAUAUCUACUUCCGAUCCUCUCUGAAGUGGGCCCUCUGAAGAACCAUUCUUCUGCUGAACAGGAAUCUGGAAAGAAGGGCGAUGUAGAAGUAGUCAUUGUGGCUCCUUCUCGAGAAUUGGGGAUGCAAAUUGUGAGGGAGGUUGAGAAACUCUUGGGACCUGCUGACAAGAGAAUGGUUCAGCAACUGGUAGGAGGUGCUAAUAGAUCAAGGCAAGAGGAAGCACUUAAGAAAAACAAACCAGUCAUUGUAGUUGGCACUCCUGGGCGCAUAGCUGAGAUUAGUGCAGCCGGAAAGCUUCGUACGCAUGGUUGUCGGUUUCUAGUAUUAGACGAAGUAGAUGAGCUUCUUGCAUUCAACUUCCGCGAAGAUAUGCAUAGGAUUUUGGAACACGUUGGGAGGAGAUCAGGAGCUGCUUCUCAAUCUGGGAAUGGUACUCUUGUCCAGAAAAACGGACGCCAGACCAUUCUAGUGUCUGCAACAGUGCCAUUUUCAGUUGUAAGAGCAGCUAGGAGCUGGGGGAGAGACCCAGUUCUUGUCAGAGCCAAAAGUGUUAGUGCACUUGAAUCUGUCUCGACACUGAGUCCCGUAACUAAUUCUUCAUCAGAUUCGAAUUCCUCAUCUCAAGUAGUUUCGGAGAGCCUACCUCCACUUUUGAAGCACUAUUACUGCACUACCAGGUUGCAACACAAGGUUGACACAUUAAGGAGAUGUGUUCAUGCUCUUGAUGCCAAGUCAGUCAUAGUAUUUAUGAACCAGAAUAGACAGCUAAAGGACACUGUUUACAAGUUGGAAGCUCGGGGAAUCAAUGCUGCAGAACUACACGGGGAUCUUAGCAAGCUUGCUCGAUCUACUGUGCUAAAGAAAUUCAAAAAUGGGGAUUUAAGAAUACUGGUCACAAAUGAACUGGCUGCUAGAGGUUUAGACGUUGCAGAAUGUGAUCUUGUAGUCAAUCUCGACUUACCCACAGAUUCCAUUCACUAUGCGCAUCGUGCAGGAAGAACUGGACGCCUUGGUAGGAAGGGUAAUGUAGUAAGCAUAUGUGAACAGCACGAAGUCUUCGUGGUGAAGAAACUGCAGAAGCAGUUGGGUGUAACGAUACAACCCUGUGAGUUUGUUGAAGGUAAACUUGUCGAGGAAGAGCAGGAGAACGUCUGAUAUACUUCAUAUGAAGAUCAGAAUUAGCGAGAUGAAGCAAACGAGCUUUUCGUCAUAUGAAGAGCUCGCUUGAUCAUAUUAAUUGCAAUCGUUGAUGCGAACUUGAUGUAGUGCAGUACUGAACAUGGAUGGUGUCUAGAUCAGAAGGCCCUGAAUAUAGAGCAGCAUUAAUAUUGGUAGAGACUUGAGACACCAUUUAUAUAAGUUGGUACAAUACAACUAUUUACAAAUCACUCUUCUCCCUCCCUUUAGAUGCAUUUGCUUCCCCUUUAAAAAAUUGUGUAUUUUUCUUGAGGUGAAGUAAAAAAUAAGUUGUAUGUCUUCAAAUAUCUAUGAAAAGAUUGGGGAAUGUACUACUUCUAAGCUCUAUAAGCUAGCAUUAAAUAAAUUAUUACAAAAUGUGUCUGAAAAGUAUAUAUUAUUGAUUGGUAAUAUAUUUUCAAUCAUUUUU
Amaranthus tricolor (Joseph's coat) is the source of this 2364-nucleotide messenger RNA. Its product is annotated as DEAD-box ATP-dependent RNA helicase 47A. The transcript is spliced from 2 exons. Bases 276 to 1913 code for a protein of 545 amino acids. Gene Ontology annotation, molecular function: RNA helicase activity; RNA binding; ATP binding. The record is from RefSeq and is a predicted model, not a curated record. NCBI's taxonomy places the organism in Eukaryota, Viridiplantae, Streptophyta, Magnoliopsida, Caryophyllales, Amaranthaceae.